Alligator mississippiensis (American alligator) is the source of this 1726-nucleotide messenger RNA. RefSeq names its product transmembrane protein 150A (gene TMEM150A). The transcript is spliced from 8 exons. NCBI's taxonomy places the organism in Eukaryota, Metazoa, Chordata, Crocodylia, Alligatoridae. The record is from RefSeq and is a predicted model, not a curated record. Bases 405 to 1220 code for a protein of 271 amino acids. Gene Ontology annotation, biological process: protein localization to plasma membrane.
UGUCAUGAGAGGAACAGGAGUGUGUGGGCAGACAAGGGGUCGGGGAAACGGACGGGCACACACAUGCCCCUCCCCCCAGCAAAGAACCCAGGUGUCCGGGCUGGGGGAUGGGGGCAGCCGCGCCCGCCCCUUCUUGGCUGGCUCAUUAUGCAAGCACCGCCCCGUUAAGUGACGUUAUGGGACAGCGGCGCUGGGCACGCCGGGAGUUGUAGUCCCAUGGAGAGGGCGGCAGGACUCUAGUUCCCGGCAUGCCCCGCGCGGGAGGGGGCGGGGCGGGGCCGGCCUGGCCCUUUAAAGGCCCGUGUGGACUCGGCGCGGCCGGCCUCCAGAUGCUUCGGGGCAGAGACGCGGGGCAAUAGCCAGUGCCCCCCCCAACCCCCCAGCUCCCCCCUGCCGGCCCUCCCAUGACCGCCUGGAUCAUCCUUCCCAUCAGCCUCUCUGCCUUCUCCAUCACCGGCAUCUGGAUUGUGUAUGCCAUGGCCGUCAUGAAUCACCACGUGUGCCCUGUCGAGAACUGGUCUUACAAUGAAUCAUGCCCCACGGAGCCAGCUCAGCCGGGGACCCCCAAGACCUGCUGCACCCUAGAAGACAUCCCCCUGAUCAGCAAGUGCGGCACAUAUCCCCCCGAGAGCUGCCUCUUCAGCCUCAUAGGCAACGUUGGCGCCUUCAUGGUGGUGGUGAUCUGUGUCCUGCGCUACGGGCAGCUGCUGGAGCAGAGCCAGCGCUCCUGGAUCAACACCACUGCCCUUGUCACAGGCUGUACUAAUGCUGCCGGCCUUGUCAUGGUGGGCAACUUCCAGGUGGACCAUGCUAAGUCACUGCACUACAUCGGGGCUGGCAUCGCCUUCCCGGCAGGGCUGCUCUUUGUGUGCCUGCAGUGCGUGCUCACCUACCACAUGGCUGCCUCUGCCCUGGACCUGGGGGUUGCCCAUGCCCGUGCUGCCCUCACCGCCCUUGCCUUAGUCACCCUUGUCCUCAGCGGGGCCUUCUUCAUCCACGAGAGCCCGGUGCUGCAGCACGUGGCAGCACUGUGCGAGUGGGCCUUUGUCCUGGCUAUCCUCAUCUUCUACGGCACGCUAAGCUAUGAAUUCGGGGCCGUGAGCAGUGAGACGCUGGUGGCCGCCUUGCAGGGGGCUCACGCUCGUGGCUGCAAGUCCCCCGGCAGCAGCAGUACCUCCACCCACCUCAACUGCAACCCCGAAAGCAUUGCCAUGAUCUGAGGGUGGGGCGGGGCUUGGCCUUGCCCCCGAGUGCCCUGGCCAUGCCCCAUUGCAAUAGCCCUGCCCCCUACCACUUUAGCUCCACCCCUACCCCACCCCGGUUUUUUUGUUCUUUUGUACCAAAAAAGGGUCAUUUUUAAAGAGACCCAGCAGUAUUAUGGAAUGCCCAGCCCCCUCCCUUGUCAUGCCAGCUUCAUGCCACCAGUGCCAACAUGCUCCUAGGUCCUUUGGGGCUGGGAGGGAUAGAGAUGAGCAUGGCUGGGGGUGGGGACCAUGCCAGCCAGGCAGUAGGGUGCAGUACCCUCCCUCCCUGAUCUCACAUGAGGGGCUGAUUCCCUCCUGGAGGCGCUUUUCCCCAGCUCCAGCUGCCGUCCAGCCCACAGUCACGGGGUAGGGGCUGCCCACCCCCUGCCAAAGGGUCUGGAGCGGGGUCCGGGGUCCUGGGGAUUUUUUUAGUCCUUUUUUUAUAUCUCUAUUGAACGUGUAUAAAGAAACUCAGAUUGGCA